Caretta caretta (loggerhead turtle) is the source of this 5010-nucleotide messenger RNA. RefSeq names its product phospholipase B domain containing 1 (gene PLBD1). Gene Ontology annotation, molecular function: glycerophospholipase activity. Gene Ontology annotation, biological process: phospholipid catabolic process. NCBI's taxonomy places the organism in Eukaryota, Metazoa, Chordata, Testudines, Cheloniidae. The record is from RefSeq and is a predicted model, not a curated record. Gene Ontology annotation, cellular component: extracellular region.
CAGUGUCCCCCGGACAAGCCCCCCGCCAAGGCACAGCCCGGGCGGGAGGGCGGCUCCCGGGCAGCGAGUCUGUCCUGUGUAGCCGCAGCCUCUCCCCCAGCACAGGGCUCAGCGGACGGGGCGUGAGCCGGCCCCGGGAGGAGGCGGGGGCAGCGGCGGGACCUGCCCUGAGCUGUUCCGAACUUCCCCAAGUCCCGCAGCCGGGAGACGCGGGGAGCAGCAUGGCCCGACUCCGCCACGCAGCCUGCUGCUGCUGGGGGCUCAUCCUCCUGUGGGCGGCGGCCCGAGCAGAAAUCCGCUAUGCAACUGUAUAUUGGAUGAAAACUGAGAAAACAAUCCAGGUCAAAGAUAUAUUGGACAGAAAUGGAGAUGCCUAUGGCUUUUACAAUGACACCAUACAAUCAACAGGGUGGGGGAUUCUGGAGAUCAGAGCAGGCUAUGGGAGUCAGUCCAUAGGCAAUGAACACCUCAUGUAUGCAGCUGGCUUUUUGGAGGGCUAUCUCACAGCUCCGCGUAUGUAUGACCAUACUUCAAACCUGUAUCCACAACUAAUUAAGAAUCCCACCAUUCUAAGCACCAUUCAGGAGUUUAUGGGGAAACAGGAUCAAUGGACCAGACAACAAAUCAAAAAUAAUAAGGAUGACCCCUUCUGGAGGCAUGCUGGCUAUGUUAUUGCACAGCUGGAUGGGCUGUACAUGGGAGCCCAAGAAUGGGCUAAGCACCACAAGCAAAGACCCCUGAGUGUCUUUGAUGUCCGCUUCCUGAAUGCAGUUGGAGAUUUACUGGACCUUAUUCCUGCAUUAUUCACGUAUUCAGUAGUGGGUUGGUAUAAGGAUGACCCAGCAGGCUUUGGGAGAUAUCAGUGGGACAUCGGUCACUGCUCUGCUCUUAUCAAGGUUCUCCCCGGAUAUGAGAACAUCUAUUUUGCUCAUUCCAGUUGGUUUACAUAUGCAGCUACGCUGAGAAUAUAUAAACAUUGGGACUUCAACAUCACUGAUCCAAAGACUGUUACUGGUCGGAUCUCAUUCAGCAGUUACCCAGGUUUUUUGAUGUCUCUGGAUGACUUUUACUUACUUGGCAGUGGCUUGGUAAUGUUGCAGACCACAAACAAUGUGUUUAACCAAACUUUACUUAAACAAGUGGUGCCCGAAUCUCUCUUUGCCUGGCAGAGAGUCCGUAUUGCCAACAUGAUGGCAGACAGUGGCAAAACCUGGGCACAAACUUUUUUAAGAUGCAACUCUGGAACCUAUAACAAUCAGUACAUGGUCCUGGAUAUGAAGAAGGUUAAGCUGGAAGGAAGCCUGGAGGACGGAGCACUCUAUAUCGUUGAGCAGAUCCCAACACUCGUGGAGUAUUCUGAUCAGACAAGUGUUCUCCGUAAAGGAUACUGGCCUUCGUACAACAUCCCUUUCCAUGAAAGGAUCUACAACCUCAGUGGAUAUGCAAAGUACGUUGAGAAAUAUGGCUUGGAGUUUUCUUAUGAACUGGCCCCCAGAGCAAAAAUCUUCCGACGGGACCAGGGGAAAGUGACUGACUUGGAGACCAUGAAGUAUAUAAUGAGAUAUAACAACUAUCUGAAGGAGCCCUAUGCCAGGCACAAUCCAUGCAACACUAUCUGCUGCCGCGAAGACCUGAACCCUUCUCUCCCAGUGCCAGCAGGCUGCUAUGACUCAAAGGUGGCAGAUUUCCAUAUGGCUUCAGUGUUUGCAGCCUAUGCUGUCAGUGGCCCACCUGUAGAGGAUGGGCUUCCUGUUUUCAGCUGGAAACAAUUCAAUGGGACCAAGCAUCAGGGUCUGCCAGAAUUCUACAACUUUGACUUCGUCACCAUGAGGCCAAUCCUGUGAAACUGGUAUCAGCGUUGAUGAAAAAAUAUUUUUCCUUUUUCUGAAAACUUUCAUUCUCCCACAAAAUAAAACAUUCUUUAAGUCCCUGUGCUUGUGCCUUAACUGCCCUCUGCUUACCUAGCUUCCAGAGCUUUGUUCUAUGAGGCAAUGGGCUUGGGGAGGCACCAUCUAAUCAGUCCUGUAAGAACAUAGUAUCUUACAUGAGUUAUUCACAAACUGCAGUCAAAGAAUGAGAAUAAUGACACAAACCAGCAGUGAAUGAGGAGGCUCCUUGGGCAAGUCACUUCACUUCUUUGUGCCUGAAUUUCUCCAUCUGUAAAAUUUGGAUGACGCUUGCCUUCCCUUUGUAAGGUACAUCUGAGAGCCAUGGGUGAAAAGUCUAUACAAGAGUUAAAUAUUAUUAUUACAAAUUAGAGGCAGAACAGGUCCACUUCACAAUGAGGCUCUGAUAGUGCUGCUCCCUGGGGCUGGGUGGAAACUGUCCUGUCUACAGUGCAUUCUUUUCAGUAGUUUGUGUUAAAGCUAACGAUGCAGAAAGGCACCUGGUGCGAUUUUCCCACCAGAUGCCUAAAUGCCAUUAAAAAUCCAGCCCUGGAACCCGAGAGGCAGUCAUAUACAGAAGGGAGGCUUUGUAGAAACCUUUGGACUCAAACAGGCUGUUUUGUGGCUAGAUUGGCGCGAGUCAAUAGCUGUGAGGAAUAGUUUAGUGGAAAGCGAGGUAUUUUCCUCUCUACAUACAGGCAUGUGACUGGGCAGCCAGAGACAUGGAAUUUGUUACUAUCUUAUCUACUGAAUUGUUCAGUGGCCUUGUAUGAGUCACAGGGUAUGUCUACACUACGAAAUUAGGUCGAAUUUAUAGAAGUUGUUUUUUUAGAAAUUGUUUUUAUAUAUUCGAGUGUGUGUCCCCUCACAGAAAAUGCUCUAAGUGCAAUAAGUGCAUUAACUCGGCGAAGUGCUUCCACAGUACCGAGGCAAGCGUCGACUACUGGAGUGUUGCACUGUGGGUAGCUAUCCCACACUUCCCGCAGUAUCCGCUGCCCAUUGGAAUUCUGGGUUGAGAUCCCAAUGCCUGAUGGGGCUAAAACAUUGUCGCGGGUGGUUCUGGGUACAUAUCGUCAGGCCCCCAUUCCCUCCCUCCUUCCGUGAAAGCAGCAGCAGACAAUCGGUUCAUGCCUUUUUUCUUGAGUUACCUGUGCAGACGCCAUACCACCGCAAGCAUGGAGCCCGCUCAGGUAACCGUCACCGUAUGUCUCCUGGGUGCUGGCAGACGUGGUACUGCAUUGCUACACAGCAGCAGCAACCCAUUGCCUUGUGGCAGCAGACGGUGCAAUAGGACUGGUAGCUGUCAUCGUCAUGUCCGAGGUGCUCCUGCUCGCCUCUGUGAGGUCGAUCAGGAGCGCCAGGGCAGACGUGGGCGCAGGGACUAAAUUUGGAGUGACUUGACCAGGUCAUUCUGUUUAGUCCUGCAGUCAGUCCUAUUGAACCAUCUUAUGGUGAGCAGGCAGGCAAUACGGAUUGCUAGCAGUCCUACUGUACCAUCUUCUGCCAGGCAGGCAAGAGAUGAGGAUGGCUAGCAGUCCUACUGCACCAUCUUCUGCCAAGCAGCCAUGAGAUGUGGAUGGCUUGCAGUCCUUCUGCACCAUCUGCUGCCAGCCAAAGAUGUAAAAGAUAGAUGGAGUGGAUCAAAACAAGAAAUAGACUAGAUUUGUUUUGUACUCAUUUGCUUCCCCCCAUCCCCCGUCUAGGGGACUCAUUCCUCUAGGUCACACUGCAGUCACUCACAGAGAAGGUGCAGCGAGGUAAAUCUAGCCAUGUAUCAGAGGCCAGACCAACCUGCUUGUUCCAAUAAGAACAAUUACUUAGGUGCACCAUUUCUUAUUGGAACCCUCCGUGAAGUCCUGCCUGAAAUACUCAUUGAUGUAAAGCCACCCCCUUUGUUAAUUUUAAUUCCCUGUAAGCCAUGUCGUCAGUCGCCCCUCCCUCCGUAAGAGCAAUGGCAGACAGUCGUUCCGCGCCUUUUUUCUGUGCGGACGCCAUACCAAGGCAAGCAUGGAGGCCGCUCAGCUCACUUUGGCAAAUUAGGACCACAUUAAACACCACACGCAUUAUCCAGCAGUAUAUGCAGCACCAGAACCUGGCAGAGCGAUACCGGGCGAGGAGGCGACGUCAGAGCGGUCACGUGAGUGAUCAGCACAUGGACACAGAUUUCUCUCAAAGCAUGGGCCCUGCCAAUGCAUGCAUCAUGGUGCUAAUGGGGCAGGUUCAUGCUGUGGAACGCCGAUUCUGGGCUCAGGAAACAAGCACAGACUGGUGGGACCGCAUAGUGUUGCAGGUCUGGGACGAUUCCCAGUGGCUGCGAAACUUUCGCAUGCGUAAGGGCACUUUCAUGGAACUUUGUGACUUGCUUUCCCCUGGCCUGUGGUGGGGCCAUAGACGGAACCCAUAUCCCUAUCUUGGCACCGGAGCACCAAGCCGGCGAGUACGUAAACCGCAAGGGGUACUUUUCAAUAGUGCUGCAAGCUCUGGUGGAUUACAAGGGACGUUUCACCAACAUCAACGUGGGAUGGCCGGGAAAGGUACAUGAUGCUCGCAUCUUCAGGAACUCUGGUCUGUUUCAAAAGCUGCAGGAAGGGACUUUAUUCCCAGACCAGAAAAUAACUGUUGAGGAUGUUGAAAUGCCUAUAGUUAUCCUUGGGGACCCAGCCUACCCCUUAAUGCCAUGGCUCAUGAAGCCGUACACAGGCAGCCUGGACAGUAGUCAGGAGCUGUUCAACUACAGGCUGAGCAAGUGCAGAAUGGUGGUAGAAUGUGCAUUUGGACGUUUAAAGGCGCGCUGGCGCAGUUUACUGACUUGCUUAGACCUCAGCGAAACCAAUAUUCCCACUGUUAUUACUGCUUGCUGUGUGCUCCACAAUAUCUGAGAGAGUAAGGGGGAGACGUUUAUGGCGGGGUGGGAGGUUGAGGCAAAUCGCCUGGCUGCUGGUUACGCGCAGCCAGAUACCAGGGCGGUUAGAAGAGCACAGGAGGGCGCGGUACGCAUCAGAGAAGCUUUGAAAACCAGUUUCAUGACUGGCCAGGCUACGUUGUGGAAGUUCUCUUUGUUUCUCCUUGAUGAAACCCCCCGCCCCUUGGUUCACUCUACUUCCCUGUAAGCUAACCACCCUCC